Messenger RNA from Solanum tuberosum (potato), 1678 nucleotides. RefSeq names its product F-box/LRR-repeat protein At3g48880-like. The transcript is spliced from 4 exons. The record is from RefSeq and is a predicted model, not a curated record. Gene Ontology annotation, molecular function: protein binding. Lineage: Eukaryota; Viridiplantae; Streptophyta; Magnoliopsida; Solanales; Solanaceae. Bases 556 to 1512 code for a protein of 318 amino acids.
ACAAGGUGUUAAAAUUUUUCUGUUGAUUAAUUUUCAAUUUCAUACAGUUGUGGAAGGAAGCUAUUGUAGUCUCCUCCUCUUCAUCUUCUCCAAGUAAAGUAUGGCUGUAGAUCUAUGGAAAAUACUGAAAGAUUCAAUCACACCUCUCUCUGACAACAUAUUUUACUUUCUACUAUGUUGUCUCGGAGAUUUCUGGUUCAGCUGAUCAUGGUUGCCACCACAGAUUUCGAGGAAGAGAUGCCACCCACAAUUCAGCUUGGAGAGAAAUCUGAAGAGGAAGUGAUGGGUUUGAUUCAAAGAAGAUGGCAAUUAAGGCUCAGAUCUAUCAUAUUUCUCAGAGCAGGUAGGAUAGCAAAAAAGGAAAAAAUGUUAAAGAUUGUUGACCAGAAUCAAUUUACAAGUGGAUGACAUUUCCAUUCCAUUUGACCAAGAUUUUGUAUACGACUCUUACUCCUCAUCAAAGCUCACUAACAUCCCACAAUUUUCACCCAAUAUUUUUUUGCGCACACUGAAGUGAAUAAACAAUCUAAAGGAACUUAGGAGAUUGAAGCUUUUAUGAUGUCAUUUCAAAAACAAGAAAAGAUUGAAGCUGUUGUGAUGGAAGAAGGAAAUUCUCCUGUAAGGAGAUGGGAGGACCUUAAUAUUGAUAUGCUGGUGAAUAUAUUCCAGUCCUUUGACCUUUUCCAGUUGAUCUCUGUAAUUCCUCAAGUUUGUCCUGCAUGGCAAUUGGCUUGUUCUGACCAACGUCUCUGGAAAACACUGGACUUGUCAGUAAUGCAGUCAAAUUUCAUCAGAAUUAGAGCACCGCCGUAUGUAUAUGUCGACACUCCAUCUCGUGAAAAAUUGACCCGCAUCCUAAAGAUUUGCUUGAACCUUAGUCGUGGAAACAUACUGACCUUGAUCUUCCAUUAUAAUUUGUAUGUUGACGACAAUCAAUUGACUUAUACUGCCAAGAGGUGUCCACGGCUUAAACGCCUUGUUAUGCCUGCUUGGGAAAAACUAAAAAAGCAAACAAUAUGCAGUGCUUUUCAUGAAUGGAAAGAUCUUGAAUCACUAACGAUGCCUAGUUUAGAAGAACCUGCAUAUGUCAUCGAGAAAAUUGGAAGGAGUUGCAAAAAAAUUUCUGAGCUAAAGAUUAUGGCUCCCUGCGAUAUACUGUUUGCAUCUGCACUGGUCUCAUUUCUUCCAAACUUGAAAGUGUUGAGUGUGAGGUGUACAGAGUUAUCUAAACAUGCUUUGGUUAUUCUCUUGGAGGGGUUAAAAAAGUUGAAAGUGCUCAACAUAUCGCAUUGCAUAAUUACUGAAGACCUUCCUCCACCUGCACCAAUGAAAAUUCUGACCGAGCUUGAUGAAUCCAUUCUGGAAAAAGCGUCUAGGUUAGACAAAUUCCUAACCUGCAUGAGUGACUCGUGCAUCAUGUGUCAGCGCACUCAAAAUGAUGAAGGGUUCAUGAGGUGGUAUAAGUAUGCAGACCUCUGGAAAGUGGAUGAGGUGAAGUCUCUUGCAAUUUGAAAACUUUAAGAAUGUUUUGCUUCAUUAGUUGAAGGUGCAGUAUAAUGUGUAAACUUGUGUGUAUGAAACACAAUAAAACCUUUUAAUGCUACUUCUGUGUUGUAAGUCUAUUCUCUUUGACUGGGUGGUUUUCAUGUUCUUCAUGUUUCUAUGUUCUUUUAUGCUU